Molecule: messenger RNA, 999 nt
Organism: Penicilliopsis zonata CBS 506.65
Lineage: Eukaryota; Fungi; Ascomycota; Eurotiomycetes; Eurotiales; Aspergillaceae
Exons: 4
Coding region: 1-999 (332 amino acids)
Molecular function (GO): oxidoreductase activity, acting on the CH-OH group of donors, NAD or NADP as acceptor
Source: RefSeq, a predicted model, not a curated record
AUGGCUAUAAUAUUGGUUACUGGUGCUUCAGGCUUCAUUGCGUCCCACGUGAUUAGGGCUUUUCUCCAAAAGGGCUACAAUGUGAGAGGCACAGUACGCUCUGAGAAAAGCGCGGCAGGAGUUCGCAAGACACAUUCACAGUAUGCAGAAAAGCUCAGUCUGGUGGUUGUACCAGAUAUGACAGUCUUGACUGCGUUCGAUGAGGCUGUCCAAGGCGUUGAUGGAGUGGUCCACCUGGCUUCUCCAUUCAUUAUGAAUGCUACCGACUUUGAAAAUGAGCUUUUUGUGCCUGCUAUUCAGGGCACAAAUGCUAUUCUCACAUCUAUUCAAAAACACAGCCCUAAUGUCACUCGAGUUGUAAUCACGUCAUCGUUCGGAGCUGUUGUCGAUCCAACAAAGGGUGAUAGACCCGGCUAUACUUACACCGAGGCGGAUUGGAACCCAAUAACAACCACCAGUACUUUCCCUCAUAAUGCUGUCACUGCAUACCUGGCAUCUAAAACCUGUGCUGAACAGGCAGCCUGGGACUUCGUCGAGUCUCAAAAACCCAGCUUUUCCAUCACAACGCUGUGUCCCCCGUUGGUGUACGGGCCAGUCAUUCAUGCCGUUGAGACCCCUGCGGGCCUGAAUACAUCCUCAGCCGAUAUAUAUCGCCUGAUCAAUGGGUCUGAAAAGACUGUUCCUCCGAUGGCUUUCUGGGCAUUUGUGGAUGUGCGGGAUGCUGCCCACGCCCAUCUUCGGGCUUUUGAAACACCAGAGGCUGCAGGCCAGAGAUAUCUGGUAUCCGGUUCCUCGUACACUUAUCAACAGAUCUGUGACAUAAUCAGGGCAAAGUUCCCUGCGCUCAGAGACUCCACGCCUGAAGGUGCUCCAGGGGAGCCAAUACCAAGCGCAUACAAGCUGGAUACAAGGAAGGUCGUUAAUGAGUUGGGAAUGAAGUUUCGCCCACUUGAAGAAACAGUCACUGACACUGUUAUGAGUCUGCUUACAUUAAAGUAA